Aedes albopictus (Asian tiger mosquito) is the source of this 18095-nucleotide messenger RNA. Its product is annotated as glucose dehydrogenase [FAD, quinone]-like. Lineage: Eukaryota; Metazoa; Arthropoda; Insecta; Diptera; Culicidae. The record is from RefSeq and is a predicted model, not a curated record. Gene Ontology annotation, molecular function: oxidoreductase activity, acting on CH-OH group of donors; flavin adenine dinucleotide binding. The transcript is spliced from 2 exons. Bases 2775 to 4757 code for a protein of 660 amino acids.
GGUCAUCGGGAAAGGGACGGAACGGUAGGGUAGAUGGCAUGGUAGACGGUAGGCUAGAGGGUUAGGGUAGGAUGGUAGGGGAGAGGGUAGGGUGAAGAGUAGGGUAGAAGGUAUCUUUUGAUUUUGUUUUCCUAGUGGAAAAUGUUUUUAUAUUUUUUCAAAAACGAUUUAUUUUUUUAAAAUUUUGUAAGAAAUCGUUUAUGUUAAAACGAAACACAUUUCCCCCAGGAAAAAAAAAAACAAAAGAAACCUUAAUCGUUCCUCUAAAUGUGUAAGGAAACCGAUUUUGAAAAUAUUGCUUCGUUACUUGAUGAAAAAUUAAAAACCAAAAUGUAUUGCUUCGUUACUUGAUGAAAAAUUAAAAAUCAAAAUAUGGGGAAAUGCAUACAGUUAAAAUCUACAUAUAAAAAUAAAUAAAAAAUCCUCCUGGGAUCCGUUCAGGGUUGGUUUAGAAAUUCCUGAAUGGAUUCUUUGAGGUAUUCUCGUCGGCGUUCCUUAGGAAAAUUCUUCUGCUAGGAUUCCUUCAGAGAUUCUCACCGACAAGGAAUAUGGAUUAUAUAGAUUUCUGGCGAGAUCCUGGCAAUCCUGAGGAUUUUUUUAGGUCUUCGUGCCGAAAUUCCUGAUGGGAUUCUUUUAAAACCUGUUCCCGUGUUUUUGUCAGGAAUUUCUUCAGUAAUUCAUUCCGAGAUUUCUUCUGUGAUUUUCCCAGGGAUCCCUGCUCAGCUUCCAGCUGGGAUUCCUGUCAUGAUUCCUCUAAGGAUUCCAUCAGGUAUGCUCAACGUGAUUCUUUUAGAAAUCAUUUCAAGGAUUUAAAAAAAAUGCUGGAAGGAUUAUAGAAGGCAUUCCUCCAGGGAUUACUGCUCUAAUUACUUCAGGGACUACUCCUGGUAUGCUUUCAAAUAUUUCUCCCAAAAUAUAAUUAGAAAAUCAUAGCGGAUUUUUUAAGGUAUACGGCCGGAAUUGCUACUGGUAUUCCUUGAAAGAUUCUUCCAGGGAUUUUUCAGGGAUUUCUCCCGGAAUUUCUCCAGUAGUUCUUCCCGAGAUCUCCUCUGAGCUUCUUUCAGGGAUUCCUGUCAAGCUGCCAGCCGAGAUUCCUCUUAUAAUUCUAGCAGAUAUUCCUCCCAGAAUUCUUUUAGGGAAUUCUCCGGGGAUUGCCUUAGAAAUAUCUAGGAUUCUUUCAAGUAUUCUAGUUGGCCUUCCUUCAGGGAUUACUGCUGGAAUUCCUUCAGAGAUGCCUUCCGAGAAUUAGUAAAGGAUUUAUUUGAGGAUCAUGCUAGGGUUUUUUUCAGAGAUUCCUCCUGGUAUUCUUUCAAAGAUUUCUUCAGGGAAUCUUGACGGGAUUAUUUUAGGUAUUCGUGCCAGGAUUCCUGAUGGGAUAAUCCUUUAUAAAGAAUUGUGAGACGCCUUGUGCGGGUUUGCAGAACCAUUUAGUGGAAAGAUUUUUCCAGUGCACAAUUCUUUACAGAAAACUUGUUUAUGCUCGUAUACCAAAAUAUAUUGCACAUAUGUGCAUAUUGUUUCUAUGAUGCUGCGUUCUUGAAUUAUGACUUUAUAAAGUUAGUGGUGUUCUAUUCUAGAAGUAUCCGGUAAAAUAAACGACUCAGAUUAAAAAUAAUCGUAUAUCUACUUAAGAGCUUUGUGGAAAAUAUGAGAAUGAGACCCUUCGACCUCAGCAGAACUCCCCAAUGUUAGCUUUGUCUUUAUUUUGGUUUCGUCGAAUGACACCAAAUGUCCUAUUUUAGUAUCCAAAAAAAAUGCUAAAAUAGGACAAUUUUUUUUUUUAAUAUUUCGAAAACCAGUAGAGGUAUCGCAAUUUCAAGGUCAAAUUUGGCUCAAAUGGGUUCUAGAAUCAACGAUUAAGCUUAGAAAAGUUAUGUUCGAAAAUGUUAUUUGAAAUGUUUUUUAUUGAAUAUUGGCCCCAGCAUUCCAUAAAUUCCAAUCGAACCCUGAAUAUCGAAAGAAAGCGCCAUUUUUCAGCUUUCAGCUCACUUAUUUCGACCAGUACAUCUCUUCUCACUUGGGAAAUCAUAUCACGUAGAGAUUUUGCAAAAUAAGUCCUAUCCUACUGCUACACGAUAUACACAUACAAAAUGAUCAGUGGCAGAGGAAACUCUCAGUUAAUAACUGUGGAAGUGCCCUGCUCAUAGAACACUAAGCUGACUAAACAGAAACUUGUUAAUCAAUUAGUCUCAAGGUAACCUGUGGAGCGGACCUGGUGUGAUGGUUAAAGCACGUGACUAUCACGCCGAGGACCUGGGAUCGAAUCCCAUUCCCUACAUACUCACAAUGAAAAUGUGAGUUCUUCCUUCGGAAGGGAAGUAAGGCGUGGGUCCCGAGAUGAACUAGCCAAUGGCUAAAAAUCUCGUUAAUACAUAUGAAAAAAGGUAACUAAUUCAUCAACUUUUUAGUGCAUGAAGAAAAUCUUUUUUUUAUUUUGUGGUUUUGAAAAUUCAAGGGUUAUCUUCGUCAUAUUUUCACCUUGAUUAUUCGAUUCCCUAACCUCAACGCUAGCUGAUCAACAAGUGCAAGUUCUUGAUUUUUUAUAACAAAUUAUUCCAAUUUGAUUUCCAUCUUAAAUUUUCAUAAAUCGCAAGUUUUAGGGUCGUUGAACAGGUAAAAAGUGAGGUUACGAGAUGUCACUGAUUGUAAUGUAUUUUAGAAUUUUGAAAAAAUGGGAACGAUUUUAUCGACGGUUGCAGAAAUUAGCUAUAGAUUGAAUCAUUUUCUCUCUUCUAUUACAGCGUUGAGAAGCCUCUCCAGUCUUUUACUCCAGGAUGGAGGCACUAAACAGCCAGUGCACGGCGCAAAGCAUCGGCCCGGCGAAUCAGCUGUUCGCCAUGCUGAUCCAAACGAUUGCGGCAGCCCAGUGUAGCAUUUCUCCGCCGGAAAUGUGGCCGAAGGAUUACGCUCCCAUUGCGUUGAGUGCAGGUCUUCAAGAGUACGAUUUCAUUAUCGUUGGGGCUGGAUCGGCUGGAGCCAUAUUGGCGAAUAGGCUAUCGGAAAACCCGGAUUGGAAAAUUCUGCUGUUGGAAGCCGGAGGAGAUCCACCGAUUGAAUCCGAGAUUGUCGUCCUGCAGAACAGUAUGGUACGGUCCAGAGUGGAUUGGCAAUACUUCACGGAGCGGGCGACCGAUUCUAGCCUCAGCACCGUGAACGGAACCUAUUGGCCGAGAGGAAAAAUGUUGGGCGGAUGCAGCGCCAUAAAUGGGAUGAUGUACGUUCGAGGAAACCGGGAUGAUUACGACGAGUGGGAACGAUUCGGCAAUCCAGGAUGGGGAUGGAAGGAUGUUUUGCCGUACUUUAUCAAAUCGGAAAAUAACGCAAAUCCAGAAAUUGUCAACAGCAAUGGAGGAAUGUUUCACGGCACGGGAGGAUAUCAAAGCGUAGCGUUCUACGGCGAUACAAAUGUGUACAGGGAAAUAGUGAGAAGGGCAACUAUAGAGGCUGGAUACAAACAGUUAGUCGACAUCAAUGCAGAGGAGCAUAUUGGUUAUGGUCGAGCUCAGCGGAUUGUUGAGGGAGCUGCCCGUUGUAGUACCGCCAAGGCAUUUCUAAAUCCAAUUCAAAAUCGUCCAAACCUACACAUAAUCAAAAACGCGUAUGUUGUAUCACUUUACUAUGAAUACGGAACUGUAGUGCGAGGAGUUAACAUGGUCAUAGACAAUCAGCACUGUUUAACAGCAAUAGCAUCGAAAGAAGUAAUCGUGUCAGCUGGAGCGGUUAACACUCCUCAACUCCUGAUGCUAUCUGGCAUUGGUAGGCGUGAGGAUCUAGAACCACUUGGUAUACCUGUGAGAGCGGAAUUGAGUGUUGGUGAAAACUUACAAGAUCAUGCGUUUGUGCCAAUAUUUUAUGGAUUAGGAACAUCUGUCAUGGAUAUAACGGAAAUUAGACGCGAAGCUCUGAUUAACUUGUUUGAUUUCACACUUCGCAAUCGGAGCACUUACAUCUUCGAUAAAUUGAGUGACUUCAUGGGAUUCGUCAACACAAAAGACAGGAAUGCACUAUUUCCCGAUAUUCAAUUCAUGAACUUGUUAAUGCCGAAGGAGGACUUUGAAUCGUUAGAAUUUUACUCCGGAAUGGGUUUCAACGACAGAGUAUUGAACUCAAUAAGAACACAUAUUCAAGAGCAAGAUAUGAUCGUCCCAUGGAUAAUAAGCAUUGAUCCUAAAUCUCGCGGUCGUAUCCGUCUUAAAUCAGCAAACCCCUUUGAUCAUCCAUCGAUUACAACCGGAUACCUUAGCGAUAGAGAGGACUUGAACUCUCUUCGUGAAGGCAUAAGAAUGCAGCAAGCAUUAUUCAGUACAGAGGUUUUCCAAAAACUGCAAGCUCGUCCAUUGAGAAUCGACAUUCCGGAGUGUGACGUACUGCUGUAUGAUUCGGAUGAUUUCUGGGAAUGUUACAUACGGCACAUGACUACCACUUUGUAUCAUCCUGCGGGAACGGCAAAAAUGGGACCAUGGAAUGAUCCGACGGCGGUGGUCGAUUCAGAUUUGAAAGUGUAUGGAGUCGAACGCUUGCGAGUUAUUGAUGCAAGUAUAAUGCCUAACGUAAUAAGUGGAAAUACACAUGCUCCUACCAUGAUGAUUGCAGAAAAGGCCUCGGAUGUGAUAAAGCAAGCACACUUUUUCAGUAAGGAUUCAUACACUGUGGUGGAUGGUGGAGUGUUUUCUCGACUUGAUCACCAGAUCACGGAGCCACCAUUGCCACAAUUCCUCGACUGUUUUCCAACCAAUAUAGUUGAGUUGAAGAAGUAAACCAGGUAAUUAUUUUAUAGUGAAAAAUAUGCUGCUUUUUUAGUUUCGUUUCAUUAGUUUGUAGAAUGUUUACAGGAUAGUGACUUGUUUUUUAUAAAAACGAAUAGAAUUUCUACUUAUGUAAUACAGUAUCGCUCAUUUAUUCAUAAGAAACAUGUUUGUUUAGGACAACGUUUCAAAACAGUUUCAAAUCCACCCAAAUAAUCGACAAUUGUAAUAAGCCGAAACUGUUACUUACGUAUCACAAAUAAUCACAAUUUGGGGUUCAACUAAUAUAUACAUCAAUAAUCAAUUAUUCAUAUCAUUGGAAUUUGUUAAUUGAACCAAUUUAGAAUAAUAAUAAGUUGUUUGUUUUUGCGGAAGAUAAAAGGCAAAGCUGUAAGAGAAAUAAUAAAGGAUAUCUACACCAAAAACUUGUUUGAUUCAGUGUAUAGUUACGGAAUUAUAAGCUUAAGUUCUUCUGAAGAUUAGCAUAGCUGCAUGGCUUCCGAUUCAAUAUACAGAGUAAAGUGCGGCAAGAGUUGCUUUUGAAGUUUUUGAGCUCAAUUCAAAUUAUUUCUUUCGGGUUUCAAGGUUGUUCGAAGCCUUUUUGAAUUAGAGACUUUCACUCCAAAAAUUGUGAAAAUUGAUUAAUAUUUCGAAAAGGUUUGAUCAAAUAUUGGUAUUUAAUCAAAACAUUGUAAUUGGCGAUGGUACUUUCAGCACAUGGAUUGGAAUUGUAAUGAAUUCAAAUUCAGUCUUUUAUUUUGAGGAUAAUUCGAUCAAAGUUAUAGAAAUUUGCCGUUCUAUAUGAAUUUGGUGAAAAACUACUAUUUUUUGAUUCUACGUAGUUUAUGGACAGCACCUAAAACAAACACAACUCAAAGUGCUUCCCAGAUUUUUUUUCUGUUGGAGACAUUUUUUUUACGCAUUGCAUUGGGCGACAUCCAUUCUCAAGCUAAGUAUCCAAUCGUUUGCCUGGAGUGGAGAGAGAGCGUUAACUGUGACAAGGUUAAAAAUAGAAGCAAUUGUAUGUAUUCAAAUAUAGACUACCAUGGAAGCUUCACCGGAAAGUGGUUGUGUUGUAUGGAUCUGUUCCAUGAUUUUUUGUACUUUGACAUGCAGUCAUUCUGACGCAUACUGAUCAAUGCAGUAUGAAUUUCUCUAAUAUAACUGAUUUUCUAAAACUGGCAAAAAACGGCAGGCAGGUUGUUGUUGAAAGUAUCAGAGUUCGUUAUGUUACGGCAUGGUUCUAUGCAAGAUUUUAUGUCUUUUAGCAAUAGAACAUUCGUUGACUUCCUUUUGCAUAGAAAUGUUCGUGCCAGUCAUGCGAUAUACAAACGCAAAACUGUCAUUGGCAAGGAUAGUUCUCCAGUCAAUAACUAUCAUAGUUCAUUUUAAGCCAAGUACCACGUUCCGUCUAAAACGUUACACCAAGAAGCAGAAGAAAAAUAACUGGAUGGUUUUUAUUAUUCUGAACUAAAACAUUCAUGAAUAUUUAGGGUGUUCAGACGAAAACAGUAUGAUGAUAACCCAUUGGAUUUGUGAGUUUUUAAUAAGAUUCAAAUCAAUUCAUCAGUGCUUUCAUAAUAAGAAUAAUCCCUUUAUGCUUGCCAGGUGAACGAAACUAAACGUUUUCAUUGCUUCCUGGAACAUUCCUGGGCAGAGUUCAAGUAUUGACGAUCAAAAUGUGAUAUUGGUUUGUUUGAGAUAAGAGGUAAAAGUACUGAAAAUAAUAGCAAAAAUUUGUUCUUGAACCAGCUAACCAGCUAUUGGUAAAAUAUGAUAUUUGAAGAUCAAUCAAAUAGUUCACUGCUAUUGGUUACAUCUUACCAAGAGCUAAAUGUGCUAUGAUGAUGAUGUUCCAGGAGUAAAAUUGAGAUAUUAUUUUCAGUACUUUUACCUCUUAUCUCAAACAAACAAAUAUCGCUUUUUGUUCUCCAUAUAAAAAUAUGCUAUUAUUGAGCUUUUUCCUCUGCUCGGGUUGCUACUAUAAAUAGCAACAGUAGCAGCAGCAGCUAGAGAUACAACCAACGAACUUCACAUCAUCUAGUCUAGGUCUAGAUGCUCCGUAUUAGCUUUAUCACCACGCUAUUGCUGCGCCCAGUAUAUAAAGUGUCGAUUUUCUCUAAUCACCAAACCAGUCCAACAUGAUGUAGGAUAAGAAUGCAAUACGUGGACUUCACCGGUUGACUACACGUUCUGACGAUAAACUUUGUCCAAGAUAACACAAUCAUUUGCCGCGGCGACUGGAACUGCCUCCCCCUGACCGGUGUCCGCCGUUUUGCUGAAUGAACCUAAUCGUAACCCUUUUUAAAUUGAUUUGAUAAUGAUUUGGUUUUAUUUUAUUUCAAUUUAUUAAAUCAUAAUUAUCAGCUAUCAAUUUUUCGUCAAACUCACAGAACUAUAAUUGUCCGGCGUCUCACGCUGCACGCAAACUCAUCAUCGCAUGCAUCGGUUUGUUUGGCCUUAUUCUGAUUCAUGAAUCACGAGAUGGACACAGCACAGCACACUUUGGGGUGUGAUUGUAAUGCUAAACACAGCUCGCUUCACAGUGGCUCUGCAGCACAUAUAUGUUACCUUUUUCCUGCAAUUGGGACAGAACUCAAAAAAUGAAAAAUUUCAUAAUAAGCUUUUGAAAAUUAAGAAUUUUAAAGCACCUCUUACAAGUUCAAUUAUUUAACAAAAUAAACGAAAUUUAGUUGUGUGAGAUGAGUUUACAUACACAGAUAAACAUAAUGAGAUUUACACGUCAUGUAAACUUCAUUUCAAUCAUGUAACCUUAGUGUUAUGAUGGUUUACAUGAUAUAUCAUGUAAAUUUGUGUUAUAUGUUAUGUAAACACUCAGAGUCAUGCUGAAUGACAUGACAUAUAAUGGAAGUUUACAUGAUAUUUUAUGACUUUUACAUGAUAUGUCAUGUAAACUUUUGUGAUAUCCCACGCUCCAAUUAUGUGCAUCAUAUGUCACAGAACUUUACACUCUUUUUUCGAUAUGUGUAGCUUUUCACCAUUUGCAUCAAUGAUUCGCUGCAAAACGGUAAGUCAAUAAGGAUAGCGUCCAACAUAGCUCUGGUCCGCACAAAUCCCUACCUUAUGCUUCCACGUGCCAAUCGAUGACAAAGGCCGCCAGCUAAGAGUUGUGUGCUUAGUUGGUAGUGUAGCAUGCGCACUGUUGUCCUUCUGACUUCAGCUAGAUUGAAGAUAACGUACCGAGCGUUUGUUCACCAAGGAGGUGCGGCUCAAACAGCGUCUGUUCUGACACCGAGUGGCUGAUUAUGAAAUGCUCCUCCACCGGAAGCUAUACCUAAGGUGGCAGCCCCACCACUGUGGAUAGGGGAUUUUAGGAUAACAACCUACAGUUCCCGAAUUCCAAAAACCGUUAUAAAAACCGAAAAUGAAAGAUUAUGAUCUGAUUCAACGGCAACGACUUUUAGCGCGAAACAACGGACAAAAAUUAGAACUUAGAAUGUAAUAACCCUAGCUCAGCAGGGUAAAUUGGCACAACUAGCAUAUGCAGCUUGAGAUUCUAGGACUCAGCGAAGUCCGUUGAAGAACACAGAUUGGCAUCGGGUCAAAUUCUGCUACAGUGGUAGACACUCGUUUAUCGGAGGAAUAUUUUUUCUAUUUUUUUCGCAACUGUAACAAUUUUAUUUUCUUUUUUUAAUUUUGUGAGGAUCUUCUUGGUACAAUAAAUUAUUUAUUUUAUGGCCGUAAAAUACAAGAAAAAAAGAAAAUUUGCCUAGACAUUCGUUUAGCCGAAUUGUACAUUUUUUAGAAUUCAAUAAAAACUAUCAAACUUCGAAUAAUAUUCAACUCAAUCAUUUUGUAUGGUGACCUGCACUAUAGAUCAACUUGUAAAUCAUGAAUUUAAUCAUUUUCAGAAUUAAUAUUAAUUUUACAUACAUCUCAUAUAAGUAAGUUAUAAUAUUGAAAAUGUUUCCAAAUUGAGAUUUGUUGUGAUUAUUUUCAUCGGAAGUGUUUUAAAAGAUUCCAAUGAAAGUAUCACGACGAGUGCAGGUUGAAAAACUACGAAAAACAAAGUUUUUAACAGAAAAAAUUGCCUCAAGUAAAAAAAAAAAUCACGUAUUUAAGUAUUGUUUUGAUAAAAUAUGAUAGUUCAACUUGCAUUAACCACAGCAUUUACUACUAUUACGUCUUCUAAUAGCUCCCAAUAGCUGAUUGACUGUAUUCUGGCUGAAAUAACAUACAUUGGACGCUCCACAUUUUGAGAAAUGGCACCCAAAAUAUUCAAAUUUCUAGCAUGAACUACUUGUUUCAUAAUUUAGACGUUCUUCUCAAAUAAAUCAUGUUAAACAUGAAUGUGGUUCAAAUCUAAGACUUAUUUAUUAUAUGGGUUUUCAGAUUGAAUGAAAUAAACCAAUGUUUUGACCAUGUCAUGCAUUUUCGUAUAAACAUCUUCUAUAAAAUAAACAGGGUUCAAAAAUCCCGACUCUUCUUGCAGUUCUUUCACUUGGCAGUCUUCUAAUUCAUUUAGUAAUGCUGAUUUUAUACAGUCAUAUUUCAGAGGCACUAGGAUACGUCUUUAUUACUACACAGAACUUUUUCAUUCACCUCGGCUAAACGAAUUUUUCAUUCACCUCGGCUAAACGAAUUUCUAGGCAAAAAAUGACAUUUGAAGGGUUUUUACCCGACUACAAAUUACAAAUUUGUAACAAGCUGUAUUAUUUUGUUACAAUAAAUUUUUAUAACAAGGGUUGUUAUAAAACAUGUACCAUUAGUAGUUAAAAUAACAAAAAAUCUAACAAAGUUCCCACAAGAAAAGAACAAAAUUGUAAUAACUUUUGUUAUGAUCAUAACAAAAAUAUUACAAAACUUGUUCCAUGAAAUAUGAUAGAAUUUAAAAAAAUUAUAACAAAUUGUGUUAUAAUUCCUUGGCAACCUUUUAGGGUAAACACUAAUUUUUUUACUCAUUUUUGGGUAAAUAUUUUUAAGUGUGUUAUUCUAUUUUUAGAAAAUGUAGGUAACAUAAAAAAAUAGUUUCCAGUACGUUUUAAAAUUUUUGAAUCUGAACGGGAUUUGAACCAAGACACCUACCAUCGGUAGCAAUCUGACGCCUUUGCCAAUAAGACCAUCACAACACUUGAAGAGGAUGGUGAUAGAAGCUUUACUGGUUCUACGUAUUUCUAGAUUCCUAAUUCAAAUCCUUGUUUGUCAGACGCACACGAGCGGGACAGUAUGACGUCACAUUGAGCUCGUUGACGUAUAAUAGACAUGAUUUGUCGUUAGUGAUUUUGUUUUAAUCUAUCACAAUUAUAUCAUAUGCAGAUAUGAUAACAGCUGUAGAUAUAAUUUAGUUAUAUUCCACAUUUUUUUAUUUUAAGUAAUGUAAUGGAAUCUAUCACAUAAGGGGUCAUCCAUUAACUUUAUCGUCACUUUUUGAGGAGGCAGGGAGGGUUGAAAAUUUCCAAUUUUAUCGUGACGAACUUAAUAGGUGCUCCCUAAGAUCGAAGCAAAAUAGGUAGAAAAAACAAAUUCCAUGUUAUAAUGAUUUAGUUCCACUUUUGCCUUGUUCAUUAGCAUUUACUACCUGGUAUACUUUUGGCGAAAUUAGAACAGCAGUGCUGUUUUGGUAUUUAUUGUAAUCGAUCUAAUGUUUUCGCGUGUAAAGAUACGUCAUUUGUGUAAAAUUCAACUCAAAAGUAUUGGAAGGCCUACAAAACGUACUUCCAUGUAACGAAAACAUUGUUCGUCCGGUCGCAAGUUGCAGCACAUGCAAUAUCCGUCGUUUUAGAUGGGAUGACUUUGGGUAUUAUCGAUUGGAUUGUUCUAUUCGUCUCGAGGGUUUUAUCGGUCAAAUUGCCUGAAACAUCCCUCUCAACCAGUUUCAGAUUUUCGAUAUCGAUGGAUAUCGAUUUGUAUAGAAUCGAUGGCGAACACUAUCGUCAGAUAAAGCAUUAUAAAGGAAAUCCGAAUCUGGUUGAUAUGGAUGCUCACGCAGAAAUGACGCUUGUUUAAAUCAAUAAAACGCAUGAUUGAUUUACAAACUGAGAAUUCACUUAUUCCAAAGUUGUACUUUUUUUUGUUCUUACUUAGUGUUUAUCGAUAAAAACAAUAACCCAUUAUCAUCAUUUCACGUUAGAAACUUCAAUCGUUUCUACAAAAUGAAGUUCAAAUCUUCCUAUAACUUUCGAACUGUUCGUCCAAUCAAUUGAGUGAUUGUUUUUGGGAUAGGGAGCGCCGGGAGCGGGAUUGUUUUUGGGAUAGGGGGCACCGGUUUUGGCCAGUCUAAGGGAAACAAUUUUUUUUAAUAACUAAUAAUCCUAUGAAAACUACCAAUGUGUCAAAUGAAAGCUUUCGAUCUAUACUUUAUGAAAAAUACAGAAAUCAAGCUAAUACUUGAUUUUUGUAUUAAAAGUGGCACUGGCCAAAAUAGAAUCAUUGCCGCAGUUUUGGCCAUAUUUACAACUUUGGUUCCUAUUUUGGCCAAUCACGUGUAUUUCUUAUGGGAGUGGUCAAAAUAGAAGCACCCUGGCAAAAAUACAAAUGGGAGCUGAUUUAAAAAAAAAAAAAUCUUCCAGUUUUUAAUCAAAAUGUAUGGUUUUCACAGCCGUAAUCAUCACAUUAUAUAAGAAUCUACUAGUAAAAAAUAUAUUUAUGUCGGUUGAGAUAGUAACAGGCUGAAUACCGCACUAUGGCCAAACAAAACUCCAGGAUGGCCAAAACUGAAGCUUCUAUCCUAUAUAAAUGUGUUAGAAAUAACAUAAUGUUGUUGAGUUGAUGGAGCAUCGAAUAACUUAUGAAAAUAGCGCAUCUCUUACAUAUUAAGAGACUCAUGAAGUUAAUAUCCGAGUAUCUCGGAAACGGUUACUUUCAGAAAGGUUAUUACAGUAGACGUUCGAUCAGUGCAAGCGGUUUAACUGCAAUGCUUUAUGUGCAAGCACCUCCAAAUGUCAAAAUAGUGCGCCAUGUUAGCCCAAAUGAUCAGACGGAUGAAGUUCACGUUAAUUUAACGUCAGUUGAUGGUUUGUUGAUACUGUCAGGCGUUCCAGUUAUCGGAUUUUUGUUCGCUAAGUGAAACGUGAACAUGUUGCAGUUAUCGAACGUCUACUGUAUCUUAGAUAUCCUACUAAAAUUUGAAAACGGUCUGAUAAAAAGUUCCAAGCCUUUUUUCACGUUGUUACCCGACUAUCUAGAAGAAUACGAAACUGAGGUUAACAGAGAAGAAAGAAAAGCUAAUGAUCUGAUGAAGGGGAAGAUUGUCAAUGUUUACUUAUUUUGUUUCACACCAGACAAGACUUAACAAUUGUGCCACAAAACUAACCCAACAUCAUCUAGAUUCCAGAAAAUACUGUGCUGUUGUGUCAACAGGUUCUUCGCCACAGCUUCCAGCAGAAAGUAUGUUCUUUAAAAUGCUACAAAGCACUGCUGGUUUGGGAAGAAUUUGGCAGAUUAUAACUAAAUGAUAACUCUGUUGCGUUUUUUUUUAAAAGGAAUAUGAUGCCGUCCCCAAAUUACGCGUAGCUCAAGGGAGAGGGAAAAGUACAACCGAAGGUUACGGUUCAUACACAAAUUUUAGGACUUUUCUACAAAAAAGCGUUACGGAAGAGGGGAGGUUGAUAAAACAUGACGAUUUUAGCGUUGCGUUUUAAAUUAAUGCUAUAAGUUUUGUUUUAUGGCUUUUGACUCGAGUGGUCAGUAUUACAAAAAUGAUCAAACUAUUUCACGUCAAUAUAAAAAACCUAACGCAUUUUAAAAUUAUUUUGUUACAAAAAAUGUAGCAAAUACUACAAUAAAUGUGUUACGAUAUUUUGUUAUAGGCAAUUAUUUUGAUAUGCAUAAUGUAAUAAAUUCUGGUAUAUAUCUGUUUGAAUAAAUAAUACAAGUUUUGUUUUUAAAAUAAAUAACAAAUUUUGUUAUAAUUUCCUUAUGGUUAUUCACAUAUACGAAUCCUUCCAACAAAAUUAUAUCAAAUUAUGUUAUUUCUAACAACGGUUGUAAUAAUUUUGUUAUAAUCUUGUUAGGAGCUUCUGGUCGGGAUACCCUCGUUUUUGUUUCAGUGUAUAUGUUAGUGUGAUGUAUCACCUUUUCAUAAAACAGUACUAGAUAGUAAUAAAUACUAUCACUGCCAUAAAAAAAAGUUUUAUCAUAAAAUCUUCUGUUUUUGUGGCUAUAUCGGUCUCUUUCUACUCAUAGUAUAAGGGAGUAGAGAUCAAAGUGGAUAAUGAAAUGAUAGAUAUGAUAGAAUUCGCUAGGUAGCGAACAAGUGUGAAAUUUUUUAUAGAAGGUGAAAUUAGGCAAGUAGGCCUGAAACUUUUGCCAGUCUUGGUAAGGUGGUAUGAAAACUACCAACCAAGCCGAUCUGUUUAAAAGCACAGGUCGCACGGCAGAAGUUUCACGCAUUCGAUGUAUUCGUUCAAUACAUGGCCUACUUGCCUAAUUUCACCUUCUAUAAAAAAUUUCACACUUGUUCGCUACCUAGCGAAUUCUAUCAUAUCUAUCAUUUCAUUAUCCACUUUGAUCUCUACUCCCUUAUACUAUGAGUAGAAAGAGACCGAUAUAGCCACAAAAUCAUCAAGUUAUUAAUAGAAUACGGUCGAUAAAUCAGCAUAUGAUAUGAAAAGUUUGGCUCAAAAAGAAAAGUGUUCUAUCCUAUAAGAUCGAAAAAGCUAAUAGGAAGAACACGCCGCGAUAUAGGCAUACCCCUAUGAACGGAGUGCGAAUUCCGAAAAAGCUACCGAUCGAUAGAAUUUGUGAUGAAAACAGAACAAUACAUUAGGCAGUCGGGUGCCUGAAACUUUUGCCAGUCUUGGUAAGGUGGUAUGAAAACUACCAACCAAGCCGAUCUGUUUAAAAGCACAGGUCGCACGGCAGAAGUUUCACGCAUUCGAUGUAUUCGUUCAAUACAUGGCCUACUUGCCUAAUUUCACCUUCUAUAAAAAUUUUCACACUUGUUCGCUACCUAGCGAAUUCUAUCAUAUCUAUCAUUUCAUUAUCCACUUUGAUCUCUACUCCCUUAUACUAUGAGUAGAAAGAGACCGAUAUAGCCACAAAAUCAUCAAGUUAUUAAUAGAAUACGGUCGAUAAAUCAGCAUAUGAUAUGAAAAUCUUCUGUAUGAGUUUCCUGACCCUUUUUUGAAAAUUUUUGGGCCUCGGCUAAACGAAUGUCUAUCACUGUAUACUCUGGCCUACGAGGCGAACACGUCACCGUGGAGUUGAUUUCUUGCUCAGCGAUCACGCCCACGCUGCGCUCAUCAAGUGGGAACCUAUUACCGAGAUGCGCAUUGCGAGGAUCGACAGGAGGAGAAAAUCGGGCGGUUCAACACACGCCGACUGGAAGAUGCUGCGCUGUAAAGGUCCUUCGUCGUGGAGCUGUAGAACCGUGCUGCGGAUAAUCCUGAAUGUGGAAGCGUAGAGAUCAAUGGAGUGCCAUAAAUAACGCCAACAUCGCCACUGGUGAGGAAAAUUGGGUGAGAUAUGCACCCGAAGAAAGCAGUGGAACACAGAUGACAUCUGGAAGAAGAUAGAGGAGCGAAGGAACACCAAAGCCGCGAUGUACAGUAUGCGGCAGGAAAAAAUGCGAAAGUGUUGUUCAACUUCAAACCUCGUUUUCGUCCAUUUGACGUUAACCAAUCUAUGAUUCAACGUUCUAUGUUCUCUAAUAGGCUAGUUUUCUGAAAAGUUAAUUAAAAAUUUUCCCAUUUUGGUCACAAACCUUUACAGGGCGGCGCCUGAAGCUGAAGACAACCAGAAUUUUCAAACCGCAGAAAAGUACACAGGUCGCUAAAUUUCGUAUCUGUUAAGCAAAAUUUUGAAAUGUCUCUAAAUACAAUAUCAUCAAAUAUAUGUACUUAUUUCAUCCAGUAUGUGAAACUACAUGGCUCUGGAUCAGUGUGGGCUGGUUGUUCAUCGAAUUUAAGAUAAUUUUUACUGUUAUAGUCAUUUUGUUUAAUGACCAUUGGGCGCGCAGUUUAUUGAUACCCGCUUAUUGGGCUUACAUUAUCACAUGUUAAACAUCAAAUAUGUUCAUUUUUAUUUUGCAGGGCUACAAUUUAGACAUUGAGUAAUACACUGUCAUGAAAAAUGUCAUAUAUAUCUCCCAUAUUUGGCGUGUGAUAGUGCCUUGAACUUUUCGCAUUUUUCCUGCCGCACCCUGUAACGAGCGAAAACACGAGGAGCCAAAACCUAAGUCCACCAGCACUAUUCGGCUCUCGAGAAAGAAGUGAUGCGCUCAUGUACUGCCUAUGAUCGCAUAUCAGUCCCAUAUUUUCUGGGUUUCCUAUUCAUAUGGGACAGUUAUGCGAUCAUAGGCAGUGUAGGUGGGACAAAAAAGCGUGGGCGGACUCCCUAGCCAACGAAGGUGAGAAAGACACAAACAUCGUCUCAUCUACGAUGUCUCACGUUACCCAAGCAACCAAAAGUUCGGAUAAAAUAGCAUGUUUGGGCUUAAUCAGCUAAUCGAAGGAUGAUGAAUAGCAUUCUAUUCAGCUCACUUUUUAAGUAAUUAACCGAACUUGAGUUCACAAAAAGUACACUUGUGUCGCUGAAAGGAACGCUAUUCAGCUUAAAUAUAAGCUUCGAAAAUUGAAAAAAAAAAAUAAGCGCAUUUAUUAUUAUGUCCUCAAAAGUAAUUUAUUAUUAUGAGACAUUGGUACAUGUGUAAUCCAAAUUGACUAAUACCUUGAAAUAAUUUUUAAUGUUUUUUACUUACUGAGAAUUGAACUCGGGUUCUCCUCGUUGAAAGGCGGCACCUAACCACUACUCCAUGUAUAUGUUGUUAGGCACUGCGGGAUUUUAGUCAAUGUGCUGAUAUCAUUUAGUAGAGCUCAAUCAGGUUCGCGUGUGAACUUUCUCUGAACCUCAAGCCGAAGGUUCGAAAGAAGUUUACGUGGAACUUCUUGUGAACUUACAUAGUUUGACAUUUUCAGUCUGUUUUGGUUCGUAUUUGAAACAAGUGCAAAGCAAUAAAUUAGUGCCAGUGCCAAUCAUUCAGAAAAGUUUAUAAGUUUUCGGUGACGACGAUCGCGCCGAUUACCGGCGCGCUGGUGCGACAAGUGAGACGGGGUUGAAACAUCCAGCAAAGCUGGAAGACUUUUACCCGCAGUCGAAAAAACUCCGGUGGAAUCCUGGGCAGAACAGUUUUCCGCUGCGGGGGCAGCCUUUGAGCCACACAAUACGGGUGCUUUGAGUUGAUUACAAGUAAGUAUGUUGAAAUAUUAUAGUGAAACAAAGUGUACUUGUGAAAUUAACACAAGCUGUGGAUGCUGCGAUUUCCGAGUGAUUUAAUUGAAUGAGAACUUCUCCCCGGCCCCGCUGUCGCCGAAGUUCAAAUGAAGUUCACUUUUGGUAUGGUUAAUAUUUAUCCGAAUUUUGAGUAGUAAGUUCAAAACAAAUCCGAAACAAGUUCGGAACGGAACAUUUCAAGUUGUUGUAAUAUGUCCAAAUGAACUAUAUUUGAGUUUUAAAGGCACAACAAAGUUCAACAUGAGUUCGGUUAAUAUUUGAUUGAACUCGGUUUUAAAGUUCAACAUAAGUUCUUUCUGAACCUUUUUUCGACUUUAAUGUCGUUUUGAAGAGAUGAGUUCAUGCUAUGCUCAUGCUCAUAAUGUCGUUUUGAAGAGAUGUCAAAAUCUUGUACAUGUACUUCCAAGUUCAUAACUAAUACAUAUGGAACUUUUUGGAGAUUUAAGUUCAACGAAACUUGAAUUGAACCCAACUUAAACUUCUGAGUUCGUUCUUCAAGUGAUAUCCGAACUUUUGGUUGCUUGGGUACCUUAGCGAAACCAGACACAUCUGAACAGAUAUUGACCGAUUCGGCUGAUCAGCAGAAACGCUGGCGCUGGUUCGAGCACUUUGCAAACCUUUUUAAAAUAUCGACCACGCCACCAAUACCUCCACAUGAUCCGCCAAGGGUUCGACGCAUUACCCGUAUCAGGUAUCACAGCCAUCCGUAGCAUGAAAUCGAACAGAGCCUCGGGGUCGAUCGCAUAUCAGCCGAGAUGCUCAAAGCUGACCCCGUAACAUUUUCGGUCACCUGGAUGCAAGGCGUCUUAGUAAAAGUGCCCAAAAGGGGUGACCUGACUGCAUAUAUGAUGAUUGGCGGGGUGUCAUGUUGCUGUGCAUCGUUCUCGAAGUCCUCUGCAAAGUGAUCCUUAACCGGGUACAGGAGAUGAUUGACGCAACUCUCCGGCGGCAGCAGGCAGGAUUCCGUGCCGGACGAUCCUGUGUGGACCAAAUUGUCACGUUCCGAAUAAUCUUGGAGCAAAUCAGUGAACUCCAAGGUGUUCAUUGAUUAUGAAAAAGCUGUCGACCGUCUCAAUCUCGAAAACAUGUGGGAGAGCUCUCAGGUUCAAGGGAGUCCCUGAGAAAAUCAUCGGCCUCAUUGAAGCACAGUACAGGGUAUUUUCGUGCAGAGUACUGCACAACGGUGUCUUAUCCGAUCCCAUCCGGGUCGCUGCUGGCGUGAGGUAAGGAUGUAUACUAUCACCGCUACUGUUUCUCAUCGUAAUCGACGAGUAUUUACAAUUGAUCAUGAAUCAAAUAGUGGGUUGCUCUGGCAGCCCAUUAUGAUGGAGCACCUAAAUUACUUCUAACUAAUCGAUGACAUUGCUCUCCUAGCUCAACGGCGCUCUGAUAUGCAGAAUAAGCUCGAUGAUCUUGCCAAUCGCUCCUGAGCGGCGGGUCUUACCAUCAACGUCAACAAGAGCAAAUCGUUGGAUGUAAACAAGGUCAGCCCUUCCAGCUUUAUGGUAGCUGAGCAAUCAAAGGGGAAUGUUGAAAGCUUCCAAUAUCUUGGUAGCCAAAUGGCGGUCGACGGUGGCACCAAGAUCGACAUAGUUGCACGGAUCAAGUAUGUGAGGACUGCUUUUGCGAGUUUAAGAAAUGUAUGGAAAAACAGUCAGAUUAGUCAACGCACCAAAAUCCGAAUUUUCAACUCGCACGUGAAAUCUGUGCUGCUGUAGUCGAGUAAAACUUGAUGUGUAUCAGUGGAGAACACUCAACGGCUGCAGGUCUUCAUCAAUAGAUGCGUGGGGUAUAUAAAUCGUGUAUGGUGGCCUCACAAUUUGGGUCUUCAACGUGGAGCUCCAUCGUCGAUGUCAUCAAAAGCUGAUAGUGACAUAAAUUCGAGAGCGAAAGUGGAGGUGGGUCGGCCACACUCUACGCAGGGGCUCAUGGCGGCGCAGCCUCAACAACGAAAUAAAGAAAGUCGACAGAAAUUUGACCAGGUUACAGAUCAAGGAGAUGGCGGGCAAUCACCCAGGAUGGAGAUCUUUUAACUCGACCCUCUGUCCAACCAUCAAUUGCCAAAUUGUUAUUUUACAUAUGGACAGUAAAUAUAGCCGAUGGUGGAUAGAUGUUACCAUCACCUGUGCGAAUUCGAAGCCUCAGCUCGUUGCCCAG